Exophiala dermatitidis NIH/UT8656 is the source of this 2619-nucleotide messenger RNA. RefSeq lists its product as uncharacterized. Lineage: Eukaryota; Fungi; Ascomycota; Eurotiomycetes; Chaetothyriales; Herpotrichiellaceae. Gene Ontology annotation, cellular component: TRAPP complex; Golgi apparatus. The transcript has a single exon. Gene Ontology annotation, molecular function: protein binding. The record is from RefSeq and is a predicted model, not a curated record. Bases 106 to 1500 code for a protein of 464 amino acids.
UAUAAUACUACCAGUAGUAGCACUGUGACUGUGCGCAUCCAAGAUCGCUCUUCUCGAACAAGGCCACUUCGUCUAAGGUUACUGCCCCAAUAUCUGUUCUCUCGGAUGGACUCAUCACAUCACAGCCGGAAACCGUCCAGUCGAGCAGGCCUUCCUCGACGGAGUACGAAGGGGCCGCUUGAUGUUGUCGAUGAUCCUCUUACUGCACCUCCCGCGGUGACCCAGUCGUUCGCUUCGGGGGCCAACUCUCCGUCUCUGCAAUCUCCACAACAGGAGAUAGUUGGCGCCAGGGAACAGCCUACGCCUCAACCAGGUCCGGCACAAGCUGACCCUACCACCACGCGCGAGGAGCCGGUUGAGGAGGCAAGAGAUCUUUCAUUUCUGCUCGAUGCGUCAAUAUAUCAUUCCCUCUCUCAGCUGGAGGUCCCUGGCCCUUUCAGGAGACCAUUUAUGCCCGCUCCCUCUGACGAAGCUCAACUCGUGCAAGCCCUCGAACAGCUUGAUCGACUCUUAUCGCAAUGCGACUUCUUGAGAGCCGCUCAACUUGCCGGAUCAAUCCUCACCUCAGGGACCAUACAGCCAUCCGAUGCCAAGACGAUAUUUCGCCUCCUGGCGGUCCGAUAUUCUUGCCUGGAACUAUCCGGCAAUCUACUCUUGGCUGCACAAGAAGCAAAGGCGCUGGAGGACCUUAGCUCGGCCUUCUACUAUGACGAGGUCGGCCCGGGCCCAGAGACGGUCGAGACAGGCGAAAUGCCUCGUAACGUCGCCCAGCACAUCAUGCCGUUCUCGCUACGACUGCAAGCUCUACGUCUCCAGAGUAUUGGUUUUUCAGAUCCACGUCGAGGCGUGACUACUCUCUAUGAUACAGCCCUCGAGUGUCGAGAGCAUCUUGCAAACCCCACCACUUCCCCGGCGCAGCGCGCUAUGUGGACCAAAAGACUCCAGGAAGUAUCGAUACGGGUGGUGAACGCUUUGAUCGAAAUGGGUGACCUGGAUUGUGCGGCACGUACACUAAAGGCUAUUCGACCAACGGAUCCUGAGCAGUUGGCCAUCUGGACGGCCCGAAUGGUUCUUCUUCAAGCCAAGAUCGGUGACUCUGCCGAAGCCAACGCUUUGAUUGCAUCUGAAAGCCUCAAGCACCAGGAGAGGCUUGCAUUGGAGUCUCUUGUUGCUGUUGCUGAAGGCCGAUAUGAUGCUGCUUCUCAGGCGCUCGAUGAGUGUGAACUGGAAGCUGAUUCAGCUCUGAAGGGCCUGCUGAAGCAGAACCUUGCAGUGGCUUGUCUCUACCAAGGGGAAGUACAGAAAGCCCGACGAAUUCUGGAAGAACUGGUUGAGCAGGGCCAUUCCUUCCAGACCUUGACCAUAAACCUGGCAACCAUCUACGACCUCAGUUCCGAACGGUCUCGAGAUCUCAAAUUGGAAAUGGCGGCGCAGAUAGCGAGACAGCAGACACAGUCUGGCCAGUCACGCUCCUUUGUCAAUGCGGACUUCAAGCUAUGACAAGGGCCGUGCCAGUCACAGACAUACUGAUCCCAUAAUAUUAUGCCGGUAAUCGAAGGCCUUCAAUAGGCCCUGAAGAUGAGACAAGGCUGCUAGUACCACGAGAACGUGGAAUAUCUGGUGCGAGCUUCCUAAUUUGUCGACCCUACCCGGAAACCAGGCCUCUGGAACGCGCGCCUGUUUUGUCAGCACAGCCUGUCAUAGCUCGGGGUCCAACUUACCGCAUACAAACCGGCGCCCAAGAUAUACAAGGCACCCUGCAGCACCAACCAGGACAGCCCAAUCUGCUUCUGCAUGGCAUGCACACCGUAUGUUCGCAACCCGUCCAAAACCGGAAAGACGGCCGAUAUCCCCAUGCCAACGAACAUCAAGGCUCUGUACGGCCUCCAAGCAGGCGUUCUAAAGCGAGGCAGUACGGAAACCGCGGUGCAGGCGAUUCCCAAUGUACAGAUCUAGCCCCCAGCUGAGCGAAGCUCUUCUUCGUCACAACCGGGGAUGACUUACCAUGAUCCAAUAUGUCAAUUGUCUCGUGAAGUCACACCAGAAGCCGUAAUAGACGCUGGGAAUGAAGGAGCCGGUGAUAAGCACGGCGAUGCCAGCAUAGUCGAGCUGGUUCCAAAAUUUGGCGACUUUGGGCGAGUGAUUCGAGAGCGUGUGGUAGCUGGCGCUCAACCCGAGACAGCAGGCGGCUCCGACAAAAAAGCAACUCAUUGCUAUCACGUCGGCUCGCGAAGCUCUUUCAUAUCUUGGUUCUAGGACCGAAUAUAGGUAACUUGCGAAUGGCAGGCUCAGGGCAGCCGGGAUCAAGUGAGUCCAAAUAUUGACGCUUUCAUUGUGCCAAUGAAGGAUACUCUGCAGCGAUCUCUUAUAGCUGUAAGACGCCUGUCGAUAGCCACUGUGUAUAUGGUGAUUGUCUUGCAGCCAAUGGGGGAGGUCAUUCCAGUGAACCAAUGAGUGCCAGGGAGUAUCGGACUUUUCGGCGUCCACGCUUGGGGACACACUCCCGUUCGAGGUAGACGUGUCUGUAUGGUCGUCUUUUGGGGGCAUUUUUUGGUAUUAGACUGAGAUAUGAUAUAUAGAAAUGCUGAAAUGAACAAAAGCUAUGUUAUUGUGAGCAAG